This is a messenger RNA of Lethenteron reissneri (Far Eastern brook lamprey), 3165 nucleotides long. RefSeq lists its product as uncharacterized. NCBI's taxonomy places the organism in Eukaryota, Metazoa, Chordata, Hyperoartia, Petromyzontiformes, Petromyzontidae. The record is from RefSeq and is a predicted model, not a curated record. Gene Ontology annotation, molecular function: zinc ion binding; nucleic acid binding.
ACGCGAGCGCGUACACGCACGCGCAGAUAAACACGUGCGCGCGCACGGGCACAUGUGUAUUCACCAUCGUAGGCGAUUGCGUGCUAAUGCAUGUGUGGUGGUCAAGGUUGACACCAAGGUUGACACAGGUCACACAGGUCACACAAGCUAGGGGAGAGGUACGUACCGGUCUGGAUCGGCCCGGAUUGACAGGGACGAGAGGUGGUUGGAACGGCUCUGAGGGGAGGGGGCUGGCGAGAGCCAGGGCCCGAGACACCCCCGCCCCUCAGAGAGAGGGGAUAUAUAAGACGGCUCCCGGAGAGCGGAGGGGUCGAUCGGAGGAGAAGCUGAAGGAGGAGAGCCGGAGAUCCUGGACCCCCAAGCCUCAAGGAUGCCGCCCCGCUGGAACUGAGUGGGCUGAGUAGCUGUAGGCUAGGGAAGAGAGUAGCUGAGUAGCUGUAGGCUAGGGAAGAGAGUAACAGAGUAGCUGGAGGCUAGGGAAGGAGAGAAAUGAGAAUAGAGCCGGAGGCUGUACCUCCCUAGGUUGUGUGUGUGGGACUGUUUCCCCAGUGAGUCCUGAGGACUAGUGUUAUCGGAAUAAAAGCGUGUGGCCUCUACGAAGUGUCGGUCUCAUUCAAGAAUACUACAAUUGGUGUUAGAAGCGGCCAAAGAACCUCGCCGACAUGGAGACAAGACAGAAAACGCUCACCAGGGGCCAGGAGAAGGAUGUCGAGGGAGACGCUGAGCCGGAGGCGGGAGCGCCAUUUCCGGGGGACGGGUCUGCGGGGGCGGGCUCGGGUUCUCCGGGGCCCUCCAGGAGUCCGCCGACGUCGGGAUGGGCGAUCUAGUCAGCCCAUGCCCGGCUGGCCGAUCUCCUCCAUGCCGCUGCCUCCAUCCUCGACGAGCUCACGCUGGGGGGAGCGGGAGCGCCGGGUGGAGUACCAGGCCGGAGGAUGGGACGGGUUCCCGCCGAGAAACGCGCCAUUCCCGCGCAAAACUUUGACGUCACCUCCGGAGGGGGAGACGUCACUUCCGCCGGGGAUGCGGCCGCCGGGGAUGACGUCACUUCCGCCGGGGGGGUCACCGCUUCCGGGGGACAUGACGUCAACCGCCCAGGAGGUCAGGGGGCAGAGGUGGCCCGCGUCACAUCCGCCAUCUGCGGCCUUACAUCGGGAGAAGCAGAGUUUUCGGGUAGGUGCCCGCCGAUUCCGUCUGAUAUUCUGCCGCCGGAAAAUGCUUCAUAUACUGCACUUGGGACGCUGCUGUCUUCGAGGGGGGACUACAUCCCGGCGCUACAACAGCGCUUGCCUUCGCUUCAGGUUUUCACGGCAAAGGGGGGGGACUGGGCUGCUUUUUCACGCCGUUUCGUGGCAAAUGCCGAGACGGCUGGGUGGUCUGCUGACAUCGCUCUCCGAGCCCUGCCUUCCGCCUUGGACGACGUGGCCUUGGCCACGUUCCUCCUUAUUCCACGGAGGCAACGCUCCACUUUGCAGGAGGCCCUCGAUCGGAUGGCCUUAGUGUAUGGACCUCCAUCCGAAACUAGACAUCGUUUCGCCAGUCGGAGGAGGGAGGCGGACGAGACACCUCUUGCCUAUCAGAGUGCACUGAUGGCGUUGGCUCAAGCAGCCUACCCUCGAAUGGACGAUGUGGGCCUGGACUCCAUCGUGCUGGAGAAGUUGCUGCUGCUGGCUCGGGAACUGAGGAUUGCCAUCCACGUCAAAGAUGAAGCUAACCUUUCCUCGUUGGGGGCGGCACAUUACCUGCACACAGAGUUGCUCCUCCAGCGGGAUGGGCAGGUGGCUGCGUGCGCCGCUGCAAGAGUGGACGAGGUCCGGGAUGCCCAGGCCUUCGCGUCACAGCGGGCCGCCAGUUGGAAGGGGGCCGACCGGCCUCGCCAAGGGGAAAACCGGGGGAGACACGGAUCCCCGCGGGCGUGGGCUGGCGUCACGUGCUAUAACUGUGGCCAGCUGGGUCACCUGGCAUCGGGUUGCCCAGCACCCCGGCGCCGGGCUUCGGGUCAUCCACCAUCGUCCGCCCGUCCGCCGGCCGCUCCACAAGACCCCCAGGUGUGAGUCCACCUAGGGUGGUCUCGCCAGAGGAGCGGGAAGCGAGCCGGCCGCCUGUCCAGCAGGAAGACGGCUCGCGGGCUGUGUCCCCGGGGCCUCGAAAUGUGCCGGACGCCCGUCAUCUGGCCCCUCCUGACCCUCCGCAAGGAACGCUGGCUUCUGGCGAUGGACCCGCCACACGGACUCGUUCGAAGGGUCUCAGGUUCUCCUGAGACCUGUCGCAGACACACUGCCUCCUCACGGGGCCUGGGUGUUCGAGUCACCUUGUUCGUUGGUGUGGUGUGUCCGGGGUGUUCUUGUGUACAGGGGGGUUGGGGUAAAUUAUCGGGGAUAGUUGUGUUGUUGUUGUUCUGUUGUUGUUAUUGUUGUGUUGAGGCUCACGCAUUGUCAUUGUCGUGUUCAGAAUUCCUGGUUCGCGAGUUAGGGUUGGGAUGUGGAUAGUGAUGCAGCCGGGACGGCUGCGUGCUGUAUAGGGGGGGGGGUGAUGUGGUGGUCAAGGUUGACACCAAGGUUGACACAGGUCACACAGGUCACACAAGCUAGGGGAGAGGUACGUACUGGUCUGGAUCGGCCCGGAUUGACAGGGACGAGAGGUGGUUGGAACGGCUCUGAGGGGAGGGGGCUGGCGAGAGCCAGGGCCCGAGACACCCCCGCCCCUCAGAGAGAGGGGAUAUAUAAGACGGCUCCCGGAGAGCGGAGGGGUCGAUCGGAGGAGAAGCUGAAGGAGGAGAGCCGGAGAUCCUGGACCCCCAAGCCUCAAGGAUGCCGCCCCGCUGGAACUGAGUGGGCUGAGUAGCUGUAGGCUAGGGAAGAGAGUAGCUGAGUAGCUGUAGGCUAGGGAAGAGAGUAACAGAGUAGCUGGAGGCUAGGGAAGGAGAGAAAUGAGAAUAGAGCCGGAGGCUGUACCUCCCUAGGUUGUGUGUGUGGGACUGUUUCCCCAGUGAGUCCUGAGGACUAGUGUUAUCGGAAUAAAAGCGUGUGGCCUCUACGAAGUGUCGGUCUCAUUCAGGGAAUACUACACAUGCGCAUCUGUACCUAUCCGUACACGUGUGUGCGUACACGAGUGUUUGUGUACACGUGCGUACACGUGUAUACACGUGCGUGUUGCGCGCGUGCACCU